AUGUCCGACGAUGAAUUCAUGAUGGAGGAUGCGGACGACGAGGAUUACGAUUUCGACUAUGAUGAUGAUGACGAAGAAGGGAUGGCGGACGAGACGGGUGAUGUGGAGAAUCAGUACUACAAGGCCAAGUCGUUGAAGGAGGAUGAUCAAGAAGCAGCACUCAAGGCUUUCAAAGCGAUAGUGGAUGAACAGCCCGAGAAGGGGGAAUGGGGUUUCAAGGCGCUCAAGCAGAUGACGAAGAUGAAUUACCUGUAUCGGCAUCAGCCAGAGGAGGCUCUGAAGACGUACAGGGAGCUGCUGGGGUACACGAAGAGCAACGUCACGAGGAAUUACGCCGAAAAGUCUAUCAACAACAUUCUGGACUACGUCGGCGGAGAAGGAAAGCACGCAGCUAUCUCGCCCAAAGUCCCCCUGGAUACCCUGGAGGCAUUCUACGAAGCUACGCGGAUCGCAUGCGAAGAGGCCAAGAAUGAGCGCUUGUCGACAAAAUCCAAUCUGAAGCUCGCGAAGCUGUGGCUGGACCGGAAGGAGUACAGGCGGCUCGAACCGAUUCUCCGGUCGCUCCAGGCUGCUUGUGCACCUACCGCUGGAUCAUCUUCUUCGGAUGAUCAGAGCAAGGGAUCCUUGCUGCUCGAGCUGUACGCUAUCGAGAUUCAGAUGUACAGCGAUCUCAAGGAGAACAAGAAACAGAAGGAGAUCUACAACGCCGCGAUGCAGGUCAAGAAUGCUAUUCCCCAUCCACGCAUCAUGGGCGUCAUCAGGGAAUGCGGAGGCAAGAUGUGGAUGAUGGAGCGAUCAUGGGACAAGGCAUCGACAGACCUGUUCGAGUCCUUCAGGCAGUACGACGAGUCGGGGUCGUCUCAGCGGAUCCAGGUGUUGAAGUAUCUGGUCUUGACGUAUAUGUUGAUGGGGAGUGAAAUCAACCCUUUCGACUCGCAAGAGACCAAGCCAUACAAGAACGAUCCCCAGAUCGUGGCGAUGACGAACCUCGUCCAGGCCUACCAGAUGCGUGAUGUCCUCGCCGCUGAGAAGAUCCUCAAAGCCAACCGAGCAACCAUCACCGGCGACCCCUUUAUCGCCUUCUUCAUUACCGACCUCCUCCGCUCACUCCGCACCCAGUACAUCAUCGAUAUCAUAAAAUCCUAUACCCGCCUCUCGCUCGACUUCCUCGCCAAGACUCUGAAUAUCGGACGGGACGAGGCCGAGGGGCUGGUAGUGGGUCUGAUAUUGGAUGAGAAGAUCAAGGGGCGGAUCGAUCAGGUUCAGGGUGUGGUUGUUUUGGAUCGAUUUGGAGCAGACUCGACCAGGAAGUAUCUCGCGAUGGGGACGGUGGCGAAGGAGUUGGAUAGGCUGCAGAGGGGGAUUGUGAAUGAGAAGGUUACGCGGAAUCAGGAGAGAGGGGGCUGGGGAGGUCCGAUGGCUGCGUUUGGGUAG
Dioszegia hungarica is the source of this 1434-nucleotide messenger RNA. Its product is annotated as endopeptidase. The transcript has 15 exons. Gene Ontology annotation, biological process: protein deneddylation. The coding region runs from base 1 to 1434 and encodes 477 amino acids. The record is from RefSeq and is a predicted model, not a curated record. Gene Ontology annotation, cellular component: COP9 signalosome. NCBI's taxonomy places the organism in Eukaryota, Fungi, Basidiomycota, Tremellomycetes, Tremellales, Bulleribasidiaceae.